GACACAACAUGGCGAUUAAGCCAUCGUGGGCCGUGGAAGGCAGAUCCGCUGGAGGCUGCAGCCCAUGGGUCCAAUACCAGUGCCAGACCUCCCGCCGGCCCACCCGCGGGGAAGGAAGGCAAAAACUCAUCUUCGAAGCCACCGGCCAGCCUCAUCCCCCUCGUCGCCGUCGCUCUACCUCCUCUUCUUCUCCUCCGCCCGCCGUCGCGUCCAUUGGGUGCCGCCUGAGCACAGAGCAGAGCCCUCCCAUGGCACUGCGGCGUGGGGCCCCUCCCUGCACGCCGCGGGCGCCGGCCGAUGGGCUCUGCGGCGCCGGCCGCGGCUCCGCGCCGGCGCGGUGCUGCGUACCCCUCCGCCAGGCAUGCUUCCUGCGGCCGCCGAGCGAGAAGAACGGAGGGGCUAUCAGAUGGAGGCCAGCCCUUGCUUUGGAGACUGGUGGAUCACCUAACACUGAUGGCCAAGACUUCGAAGAGGACAGUGGCUUCCUUGGUAGGACAAGGCUGGGUAGACUCAUCCAAGCUGCUGCAAGGGAGCUACUUGAAAAGCUGAACUCUGCCAGAACCAACUCCCCCACAAAGAUAUUCCUCGUCCUCCUUGGCUUCUACACUGCCAACGCCUUGGCAACAAUCCUAGGGCAGACUGGUGACUGGGAUGUUCUUGUUGCUGGUGUUGUAGUGACUGCCAUUGAGGGAAUCGGCAUGCUUAUGUACAGAAAACCAAUCGCUAGGCCUCCUGGGAGAUUGCAGUCUUUGAUUGCAAUGGUGAACUACUGGAAAGCUGGUGUAUGUCUAGGCCUUUUCGUGGACGCCUUCAAACUGGGUAGCUGACUUCAGGCAAUCGUAAUCUGGCAUCUACCAGUAUUGUUGUUGAUAUAUGGCUCUUUGCUCAAAUUUCAAUAUUGUUACAUUUAGCUCUUUGUUGGAAGAGAUGGCUGCAGUUGAAGGUAAUCAAUUUCUUCAGAGUUUAGUGAGAUGUUUGGCACUGGCAUUAUUCUGGGGCGACGGUAUUCUUUUUUUUUUCCCUGAAAGGAAGACGUAUAUGGUAUGUUUGUGAACAGUUGAGGAUCAUUUGGCAUCUGACUUGUAUAUAUGCUGAAAUUCUUCUGGACUUCCA
Phragmites australis (common reed) is the source of this 1113-nucleotide messenger RNA. Its product is annotated as ycf20-like protein. The transcript has 2 exons. The record is from RefSeq and is a predicted model, not a curated record. Bases 9 to 827 code for a protein of 272 amino acids. NCBI's taxonomy places the organism in Eukaryota, Viridiplantae, Streptophyta, Magnoliopsida, Poales, Poaceae.